UGCGGCAGCACUGUCGCAAUUACUUUGCGCCAACAGGCCGUAAAUCGAUGGCAGUCCAAAGAUGGGGAAGUUUGGUCUCCAGUUCAAAGCGACUUUGGAAAAUAUCAGUAAGCUGCAGCCGGACGGAGAAGAUUUCCGCUGGUUCUUGAAGUUGAAAUGUCAGAAUUGUGGUGAUGUUUCUGAAAAAUGGCAGUAUGUCACGUUAAUGAACAGUGCCCCACUCAAAGGUGGGAGAGGAAGUGCCAAUAUGAUACAAAAGUGCAAGUUGUGCUCAAGAGAGAACUCUAUUGAUAUUCUGAAGGAUACCAUCAACCCAUAUAAUGCUGAAGACAGUGAAAAGUUUAAGACAAUUGUACAAUUCGAAUGUCGAGGAUUGGAACCAGUUGAUUUUCAGCCACAGGCUGGAUUUACUGCAGAAGGAACAGAGUCUGGAACACAAUUUGAUGAAAUUAAUCUGCUAGAAAAGGACUGGAAUGAUUAUGAUGAGAAAAUCCAAGAGUCAGUGGGAAUCUAUGAUGUUACUCACAAGUUUGUUAAGAUAUGAAUUUCACUGCAACUGAUAUUUGACGCCCUUCUACUUAAAUGGACAAGUCCCAGGAUCAGCUAAACAGCUCCUUCCCACGUGCGAUUUGUUUGUCAUUGCAAUGGAGUUGCAUCAUGUAUCACGGUCAAACAAUUGUUUAUAUUAAAAUUACCAAGACUAACCGUUA
Messenger RNA from Mobula hypostoma (lesser devil ray), 710 nucleotides. It is a transcript of the gene czib, whose product is annotated as CXXC motif containing zinc binding protein. NCBI's taxonomy places the organism in Eukaryota, Metazoa, Chordata, Chondrichthyes, Myliobatiformes, Myliobatidae. Bases 62 to 544 code for a protein of 160 amino acids. The transcript is spliced from 8 exons. The record is from RefSeq and is a predicted model, not a curated record. Gene Ontology annotation, molecular function: zinc ion binding.